UUUCUAGAACUAGAGUCACUGCAACCAGACAAGAAUUCACUCCACCACCACACAGUAUUGACUUCGAUCAAUAUCUCCAACUCUGGCACGGUGCGACAACAACUCAUAUCUGAGCUGAGCAAAGCCAUUCGAGGCGUCUCUCCUCUUCAAUUAUUCUUUCCUUCUCUCCACUCCUCAUUCCUCCCACUGUCGCCUUUAAAAUGCUUCGAACAAACCCGGCGAGAAGCGCCACGCGCGCUCUCAAUCAACUCACCAGGAAUUUCUCAACCUCGCCAGCUGUAGGAGGGAUUGCAUAUGUGAGGAAAUUGCCCUCAGAAACCAGAUCCCAAGCCACCGUUGCGACAGCUUCAGCACCAGCUUCGUCGCCUGCAUCAGCCACAAGAGAAAUCCCCAGUCCCGCAUUCAAUACCAUAACACCGAAGCGAGAAAACCCUUUACAACAUCAACAAUAUGCCCGCAGUCAAGAAAUGGACGAGUCAUUUAUUGGCAAGACUGGAGGAGAGAUAUUCCAUGAAAUGAUGUUAAGACAGGGCGUUAAACAUAUCUUUGGAUAUCCUGGUGGUGCUAUUCUCCCAGUAUUUGACGCCAUCUACAAUUCAAAACAUUUCGAAUUCAUUCUACCUAAACAUGAACAAGGAGCUGGACAUAUGGCACAGGGAUAUGCGAGAGUUUCGGGCAAGCCCGGAGUUGUGCUCGUAACGUCUGGCCCUGGUGCUACCAACGUUAUCACGCCUAUGCAGGACGCCCUCUCUGAUGGAACACCAUUGGUGGUCUUCUGUGGUCAAGUUGUUACAUCAGCCAUUGGUAGUGAUGCAUUUCAAGAAGCCGAUGUCAUUGGCAUCUCGAGAGCAUGCACCAAGUGGAACGUGAUGGUAAAGAAUGUAGCGGAUCUGCCAAAGAGGAUAAACGAGGCAUUCGAAAUUGCAACGUCUGGCCGUCCAGGACCCGUCUUGGUUGAUCUACCAAAAGAUGUGACAGCUGCUGUCCUCCGGAGAGCUAUUCCCAUGAGCAGCACGAUCCCAGCACUUCCCAGCCAGGCAUCAAAGAUGGCCCAGGAGCAUGUUCGGAAACAACUUCAAGCUACUAUUAAACGAGUAGCCCACUUGAUCAACAUUGCCAAGAAGCCCGUUAUCUAUGCUGGACAAGGUAUCAUCUCCCGUCCGGAAGGUCCCAAGCUCCUCAAGGAGCUUACGGACAAGGCCUCUAUUCCUGUCACAACGACCCUCCAAGGACUCGGUGGAUUCGAUGAACUAGACGAGAAGGCUCUACACAUGCUUGGCAUGCAUGGUUCAGCGUAUGCUAAUUUGGCGAUGCAAGAGGCCGAUCUCAUCAUCGCUCUUGGAGGUCGUUUUGAUGAUCGUGUAACCGGAGCUGUCUCAAAAUUCGCACCACAGGCUAAGGCUGCCGCCGCUGAAAAUCGUGGCGGUAUCGUACAUUUCGAGAUCAUGCCCAAGAACAUCAACAAGGUGGUCCAAGCUACCGAAGCCGUAGAGGGUGACGUCGUGGAUAACCUUGCAAUGCUUAACCCCUUGGUCGAGAAAAAGAGUAUGACGGAACGAAAGGAAUGGUUCGACCAGAUCAACUUCUGGAAAGAGAAAUUCCCACUUUCUGAUUAUGAAAGAGCAGAAAGAUCCGGUCUCAUCAAACCACAAACACUCAUUGAAGAGCUCUCAAAUCUCACUGCUCACCGCAAAGCCGAUACUAUCAUCGCUACUGGAGUAGGUCAACAUCAAAUGUGGGCUGCCCAACAUUUCAGAUGGAGAGCUCCACGAACCAUCGUCACCUCCGGUGGUCUCGGAACAAUGGGUUUUGGUCUUCCAGCUGCGAUUGGCGCAAAGGUUGCUAAGCCCGAUGCUCUCGUAAUUGAUAUUGAUGGCGAUGCUUCCUUCAACAUGACUCUCACCGAAAUGUCGACUGCCAAGCAAUUCAAUAUCGGCGUCAAGAUUAUCGUUUUGAACAAUGAGGAGCAUGGUAUGGUGACACAAUGGCAAAAUAUCUUCUACGAGGACAGAUACGCACAUACCCAUUCCGAGAAUCCAGAUUUCAUGAAGCUAGCAGAUGCUAUGGGUAUCCAAGCACGAAGAGUUGUCAAGCCAGAUGAUGUGAGAGAUGCUCUUACAUGGUUGAUUGAGAGUGAUGGUCCCGCAUUCUUGGAGGUCGUCACAGAUAAGAAGGUCCCUGUGUUACCUAUGGUACCCGGCGGAAACGCCUUACAUGAUUUCUUGGUAUACGAUGGAGCCAAAGACAAAGAACGACGAAAACUCAUGGCAGAAAGAACAGGUGGCAAGCACGGCGGUGAUUAAUAUACUCAAGCAUCGGCGCAUAUUUCCUUUCCUUUUUUUUCUCGCAACAUAUCAGGUGUUUCGGAAAAGUGCUUUUCGAAUCCAAAUGAUUUUUAUUGAUGCAUGAGCUGAAUGGUAUGCUCGUUGGGAUCAGAAAAUCUGGAUUGUGAGUCAUUGGACGUGCGAGCGAAAGAGAUUGUGUAUGUGUAUAUAGGAUAGCGAGAUUUUUGCAAUAUGAGGAGUUCAUAUUGAA
This is a messenger RNA of Mollisia scopiformis, 2535 nucleotides long. RefSeq names its product acetolactate synthase. The transcript has 5 exons. The record is from RefSeq and is a predicted model, not a curated record. Lineage: Eukaryota; Fungi; Ascomycota; Leotiomycetes; Helotiales; Mollisiaceae. Gene Ontology annotation, molecular function: acetolactate synthase activity; magnesium ion binding; flavin adenine dinucleotide binding. Gene Ontology annotation, biological process: L-valine biosynthetic process. Gene Ontology annotation, cellular component: acetolactate synthase complex; mitochondrion. The coding region runs from base 201 to 2303 and encodes 700 amino acids.